This is a messenger RNA of Acaulospora morrowiae, 340 nucleotides long. Lineage: Eukaryota; Fungi; Glomeromycota; Glomeromycetes; Diversisporales; Acaulosporaceae. The record is from the annotation of a GenBank genome assembly.
AUGUGUUCAGGAAUUUGGAAAGAUUUUAAAGAUUUUCUGAAUAAUAGGGGAGGAAAUGUUGUCGACUUGGGUAUUGGUAUAAUCAUCGGUUCUGCAUUUAGCAUGUUGGUCAAUUCAUUUGUGAGCGAUAUUUUGACACCACCACUUGGUUUGAUUUCCUAUGGCACAAGUCUUCAAAAUUAUUUUAUCAUCAUUCGACCUGGUAAAACCCCAAACGCAACUUACUCUACUCCCGAACAGGCCAGAGACGAUGGAGCUGUAACCGAGAAUGUCGGUAUCUUCAUCAAUACCAUAAUCAAUUUCCUUUUUGUGGUCUUUACUUUAUUCUGGAUAUUUUACG